AAACACCGGUGCACGCCCAAGAACUCACCAGUCGGUACGAGUGCCACGGCCGUGUAUUUCAAAAGGGAGCAGUUAGCGAAGUUUCAACUUCUCAAGGAUCAGGCGGCGAUCCCAUGUUUCACCCGAUCUUGUGAUGCACGUCGGAACUGCACUUCCUAUCUCCCUCUCUCCCUCUCUGUGGCGUCUGUGAUUUUCUGCUGUUUUACCUUAGCCACUUAUUUUACUUUUACUCUUUCUUCCUUUUUCCCCAACCCGAUCCUGCGAUGAAUGAAAUAUAUGCGCAGCCGACUGAGCCCAUAGGGUUGAGAGACAGUCCACUCGAGUACAAGUGAGUACAACGGUGUAUGAUAUGGUGAUAACGAUAACAGUGGUAAUGACACCAAAGCCGCGGACCGAAAGGCAACCCAUAGUGGCAUCGAGAACUCAACUGGUCUACUAGUACAGAAGUUGGUCUGCAGAUACUGUACUGUAUUCGCGCCCGAGAUUAUUAAUAUGAAAACUCCUCACAAUCAAAUGGCUCUACCGGUAUUCGCCGGUUGUUGUACUGGUCCAGUACUUGUACGAGUACAGUACCGUACGGUUUUGGCAGAAGACCAGAUCAUUCAGAUUUUCAGAUUACGAUUACGAAAGCAAGAUUCCCGAUCUCCUUCCCCCUCCAGCAACCCAGCCCCGCUGAAGAUCUUUAGAACCGGACUGGACGAGUCAUGCGAUGAAGAUCUCUGCCAAAUACUAACCCAAUUAUCUCGGUCUGUUCGAAAGCAGUAGAGUGCCCGCCCCUGGACCCGCUUCGGAAGAAACCUUUUUGUUUUUCCUUUUUUCUUUUCCUCCCCAAUCUGGUAUUUUGUUUUAUUAUUUUUCACCUUUUUUGAGCGACAUAACACAGCUUUUGGAGGUAGGAAGGGGGUGCCGUAUCAGAGAAGCGGGGUACCGUACAGUGCCGAUACUCGAGUACGAGUAUUAGACUAUGGCCUAUCAGUGCAAAUCUCGAAUGGCAGUUUCUAAGGUCCUCACCGCUACCUCAGCUUUUUUCGGCUGGAGAUUUCUGGACAGUAGCCUCGGUGUGGCGUUCUGCGAGCGCAGUGCAGGGAAGCUGAAGGUACGUUCCUUAUUUUCUAUUCGUUGGUUUCCUCACAACCCCUGAGUCGAAAGGGUUAUGGGAUAUCGUGAAAAAAAAAAGGAGGGGGGGGGGGGAUCACUCUCUAUCAAAGAAGUUGGUAUAAAAAGCCUGCAGAACACAAAUUGAACUGUAUAGGAACGGUG
This is a messenger RNA of Tuber aestivum (summer truffle), 1260 nucleotides long. Lineage: Eukaryota; Fungi; Ascomycota; Pezizomycetes; Pezizales; Tuberaceae. The record is from the annotation of a GenBank genome assembly.